This is a messenger RNA of Caenorhabditis sp. 36 PRJEB53466, 2877 nucleotides long. Lineage: Eukaryota; Metazoa; Nematoda; Chromadorea; Rhabditida; Rhabditidae. The record is from the annotation of a GenBank genome assembly.
AUGCCUUCCCCAACGCAAGUCAUGCAUUCGUCUGAAAGCGCAUCGAACUCGCCUCCCGCCUAUUGUCUCGUUUGUUGCGAAGUCGCUGAUGGAUAUCAUUUUGGUGCUCCGGCUUGUCGGUAAGCUUUCUUAAUUUUUGAGUUUCUGAUCAAAACAACCUGGUUUUGGGCCUCAAAGCCUCAGGAAACACUUCAAACACCCACAUUUUGAAAACUGUUUGGAAAUUGAUUCAUAACUUGAGAGCCAAAAGUUUUGGGAUGAAAUUGUCAAUUACAAAGUUGUUGGAAAUGUGAUGCUGAACAACUUUGUAAUUGACUAUUUUAGCCAGAAAUGUUUCAUUCUCGAGAUAUAGGCCUUCAAAGUCGAUACACGUUUUUUUAUUCCAGUGCUUGCGCGGCCUUCUUCCGUCGGACAGUUCAACUCGACAAAAAGCAUGAAUGCCCGAAAAACAACCAAUGUUUCAUACUGUCAAGUAAGUUUGCCCCCUUCUUUGUUUGUCCAUACCACACACACUCACUCACAAACACUACACGACUACCUACUGUCUAUUUACAGAUGUACGCAACAUGUGCCGAGCGUGCCGCUACGAAAAGUGUCUGAAUGUCGGCAUGAAACGAUCCGGUUUGUGUGGUCAACUCUUCGAAAAAAAAGUAUUCGUUUGCUCGUUUCAGCCGUACAGAAAAAACGAGACCAAUUGGGAAAACGUGAACAUUUUCGAAAUCAAUCGGAAAGUUUUUCGAGAGGCGAACCGGUUUUGGACGCGAUGCACGUGGCCUACCAGAAACUAUUGACGGUCAGAAGAGAUGUUCACAAGAGGGCCGAGGUGGGUUCAUUUUCGAGGCGUUUACACGGUCUCCCACGGCGCGAAUAAUUUCAAUGGGGCGCACUUGCAACAGGCGGGCUGUGUCGAUUUACGCGGCGGCCGAUUAAUUAAUUUUCAACGGGAGGCCGCGUUCUUUCCAUGUUUUCUGCACAAUACACCUAUUUUUUUGUACGCCUGGAACCUGGCGUCGAAUAAUUAGAGCACUGGCUACGUUUUGGUAACAGAAAUCUCACAUAUUGUUGAGAAUUAGCCGAGUUAUUUCGAUUUAGAGGUUUUGGCCUGGAUUUUGAUGUUUUUCGAAUAGUUUUCGACUGUUCAUGCCGCGUCCAAUGUCUCGGAAAAACUGUUCAUGCCGCGUCCAAUGUCUCGGAAAAACCGUAAAAACCGCAGAUUUUUCUGUCCAAAGUCGGCCGAAAUUUGCGUGAAAAACGGGGGUGUGCACAGCUCAAUGAGUGUAACCGUACCCCUAAAACUACGGUAUUUUUUUGAAAAUUUGUUAAUUUCUUGAGGUUAUUUGAAAAUAUUCAAAUUUCUUGCGCAAAUUUUCAAAAAAUACCGUAGUUUUAGGGGUACGGUUACACUCAUUGAGCUGUGCGCACCCCCGUUUUUCACGCAAAUUUCGGCCGACUUUGGACAGAAAAACCUGCGGUUUUUACGGUUUUUCCGAGACAUUGGACGCGGCAUCAAGAAAACUAACCGCUGAAACCUGAAUUUUGUGAAGAAAAAUUCAGCGAACAUUUUUAUCGUUCGUUGGGCUCAUGAAACGCAAAAUGAGCUGAAAUAGAAAGGUUUGAAGUUUUGACGAAAUGCGAAAAAGACGCAAAAAACAUGAAAAACUCGAAAUUCUGUAAAGAACGGUUUUCAAUGAGUAAAAUAUUGUUUUCUAGACGUUUUUCAAGUCAAAAAGCAAGAAAUAAAAGUCGUAAACUCGAAUUGAAAUGCAUUUUUAGACCUGCAAAUUUUCAAAAGUUUCAACGACACUCCGCAAUUUACGAGCGCACUGUGUUUAGCAUAAGCGCCCUGGGAGACCGUGCGUUUCAGUGUGACGGCGGGCGCGGAAGAGAAACGCGCACCUCAUCGCGUAAAUCGACAUGGCCGGGGGACUAGUGCGUGUUCCUCUUCCAUCUGUUUUUCGCGCGUAAAUUCUCACGUCGAAAUGGCGCAAAAGUGACCGGAAAGUUGCAGAGCCAACACCCGCGCGCCGUCUGUUUCGGUGAGCUCAAAGAGGUGUACGUGAAGGAGAUGGCGAACGUCUAUCAGUUUCUGUGCGAAGCGUUUCCCGAGUACGCCGAACUGUUUCCCGACACGAAACGAUCGCUGUUCAAGAACUUUUUCCUGCCGUUCACACUCCUCGAAAGCUCGUUCAACGGCCUGACUAUGAGUGAGUUCUUUUUCUACGGAACCUUCUGCCCAACAUGACACUUUUGCAGAAAAAGAUGACGUGAUGGUGAUUCCGUCGGGCGACUACAUCGACUUGGGUCAUCUCGAGUCCUACUUCAACAACAACCAUCAUCAGUUCUCGCAAGAGGAGACGAUUUCCAUGUUCGCGCAGCAGUUCGCCGUCCUCCGCACCUGUAUAACCCAUCCGUUGAGCGCCGAAAACGUGGAUGUCUACGAGUUUCUGGCGCUUUCCGCGUUGAUCCUCUGGGAAUCGGAUCUCGAAUCCGAGUCGGACCGUCAGAAUGCGCAGGAAGAGGCGCUGCAGUUGAGAAGCGCGAUCAUCAGGGAUCUGCUCUACUACUAUCAGUCGAUCAAUGUCUACGAGGAUGUCGCUCUCAGGCUCGGCAAGAUUCUAUCGAUUUUGCCCUCGAUACAGAGAGCCUCUCAUCGCUUCCACGAGUACAUGGAGAUCAAGAACUUGCUCAAUUUAUACGCUUUACCGCAGAAUCUGUACGAUAUGUUCUCACCGGCCUCAUAGGCAUUUUAAACUUGAACAAUUUAUAAACUUUUUCAGAAAAUCCGUUUAUUUGAUAGCAAACUAUUGUCUGUUGCCGCCGCGAGCCUCGAAAUCAGCCCCUUUUUCUUGGCUUGCGUCGAUUUGGGAAAAAAACUGA